GUAGACCCGAGCUGAGAGAGGGAGGGAAGAGGGAGGAGAGCGGCGGAGAGCCGGAGGGAGAAAGGGGAGGAGAGGGAGGAAAACCCCUGUCAAGGAGGUGGAGCGAGGGGAUGGUGUCCGCCUCCCGUUCCUCCCUGCCGUUUUUUAGAGGAGCCUGAACCCGGACAAAACACGCCGAGACCGACAGACACAAAGCCGGGGGGUCCACGCUGGCGCUGGAGGCGAGCCCCGGCGGCCGCGAGCGAGCCCGAGGCGCGGCGGGGCGCGGGGCACGGGGGCGCUAGCGGGCGCGGGCCGGGCGCGGGCAGUGCCGCCGAGCCGGGGCUGGGCACCUCGGCCGCUCGGGCCGCGGCGGCGGGGACCAUGCCGAGGAAAGUCUCCUGAGCCCGGCAACUUCGGCCCCUCCCCGCCCCCACCCGGGCUGCCCUCGGCGCGGCCCUGUCCAUGUGCAGCCGGCCGGCCGGGCUCUCCUCCUCGCAGGCGGAUGGGUGACCUUUUCCUGGCACGGGCAGGCUGUGCAAGGCGGCGGAGCAGGCGAUGAAGAAGAAGCAGCAGCAGCAGCAGCAUCCCGGCAGCGGCGCGGAUCCCUGGCCCCAUGGGGCCCCUCUGGGGGGCGCCCCUCCCGGCCUGGGCAGCUGGAAGCGCCGGGUCUCCCUGCUGCCUCUCCUGCGCUUCUCCCUCCGGGACUACGGUUUCUGCAUGGCCACCCUGCUGGUCUUCUGCCUGGGCUCCCUCUUCUAUCAGCUCGGCGGGGGACCCCCGCGCUUUCUGCUCGACCUGCGGCAGUAUUUGGGAAAUUCCACUUACUUAGAUGACCAUGGACCCCCUCCUAGUAAGGCGCUGCCUUUCCCGAGCCAGGUGGUGUACAACAGAGUUGGCAAGUGUGGGAGCCGGACCGUGGUCUUGCUUCUGAGAAUCCUGUCAGAGAAGCACGGAUUCAAUUUGGUUACGUCAGACAUUCACAACAAAACCAGACUUACCAAAAAUGAACAAAUGGAACUGAUUAAAAAUAUAAGUACUGCCGAACAGCCCUAUUUAUUCACUCGACAUGUUCAUUUCCUCAACUUCUCAAGGUUUGGAGGAGACCAGCCUGUCUACAUCAACAUCAUUAGAGACCCUGUCAACCGGUUUUUAUCUAACUAUUUUUUCCGUCGAUUUGGAGACUGGAGAGGAGAACAGAAUCACAUGAUCCGUACCCCCAGCAUGAGGCAGGAAGAGCGCUACCUGGACAUCAACGAGUGUAUCCUUGAAAACUAUCCUGAGUGUUCCAACCCCAGAUUGUUUUACAUCAUUCCGUACUUUUGUGGACAGCAUCCCAGAUGCAGGGAGCCUGGUGAGUGGGCCCUUGAAAGAGCAAAGCUGAACGUGAAUGAAAACUUCCUGCUUGUGGGGAUUCUGGAGGAGUUGGAAGAUGUGCUGCUUUUACUGGAAAGAUUUUUACCUCAUUACUUCAAGGGUGUGCUCAGUAUCUACAAAGACCCAGAGCAUAGGAAACUUGGAAACAUGACUGUGACCGUGAAGAAGACCGUCCCCUCUCCUGAGGCUGUGCAGAUUCUCUACCAGCGAAUGCGAUACGAGUACGAGUUCUACCACUACGUCAAGGAGCAGUUCCACCUGCUGAAGCGCAAGUUCGGACUGAAGUCCCGGGUCAGCCACCCCGUGCUGAGACCCCACUUCUUCCUUCCGACCCCAUUGGAAACAGAGGAGCCGAUUGAUGACGAGGAACAGGACGAUGAGAAGUGGCUCGAAGAUAUUUAUAAGAGGUGAUGCCAGCUCUGUGUUGCCUCCAAUGGCUUAAUCUCCCUUUCCAGAAAGUUUUUUGUUUGGGGAAGCAAAAUCCUUAAGGGACGAAAUUAAUGCUCGGCAGCAUUAAAAAGAACAAAACGUUCCCACAGGUUGGGGUCAUUGGGAGAUGCCCGGUUUUGCGGGUUUUAUUUGUUUGAUUUUAUUCUGUGUUUUUCUGGCUCCUUGGGUCCUUCUGAGGUACGCUACAUGGCUCCAUCACAAGGCAUCUCGUCAUAAAAUAGCUUUUCUUCCCCCAGCAUAAACGAGAGAACGCGGAGAAAUAGCGCCUAUAGCCCAGUAACUUAUCAUUUGUAAGAUGACCUAUAAAAAUAUUACCUCAGUGGUAGGAAACAUCCAGACUUGUAUACUUCAGUAGAAACACAAAACCAGUUCAGAGACCAGGGAAUCUACUCUAGAAGGAUCUAAGAGGAGACGGUCAGACAGAUAAGGACAUCAGAAGGAAGGAUGUCCCUGGGUAAGUGGUUUCUGCCCACAUGGGUAGAAUUCUGCCUCUGGUCCAUCUCAGGGGACACUUUCACCAAGAGCAGCACGCUUACUAUCUCUGAAAGAGCAAGUAGGCUUGUGCCGCACCCUUCACCAGUCCAGAGCCUUGAGUACCUCUCAAGGUCAAAGCGCACAGCAAACUCCAUUGAGACAUUUCAUUUCCGAGCACCAUUCUGACAGAUUUCAAAGUAGCAUAGCCAGGAAAAGAGUUUGUUGGCUGUGUAGAGAAGAGCACAGGCAAGACAGAUCAACUCUGGAGGACAUGUGGCCUAGGAAAAUGGCAUGGCUGUGUCCUUUGCACCCUAUAUGAAGCAUGUCUCUUACCAGCAUUGCUUUAACUGGAAACCCAGGAACCAAUUUUGCUCUGACAUUUGACUCCUGUGGCGUAAGUUCCAAGUCUGACCACAGACGAUGCACGAUCUAUCAGGCACACCCCUGGCCAGCUGUGUCCCAAAGCAGCUGGUAUCUUUUACCUUCUGAUCCCUUAAGAGGUACUUGUUUUUGGUGUUUUGGGGGCUCAGAAAGGGAUACUGAGUUCUGUGCAGGCAGCAGUGGAAAUACAGUUCCACUUAUUAGGGAAGCAACUCCCUGCUGAGAACCCCUACUAGGACAUCGGGAAGAGAAGCAGGAGCUUCUGGGUAAGAGACUGCUUGGCUAGAAUUAUGAGUAGUUGUCUGCCCCCAAAGUGAUCUGAGUAGAAGUUGGGCAGUUCCAUUCCUCCACAAUAUCUCUUCCCCAUCCCAUUCCCAUCACCUGCCCAUCUCCGUGAUGCCUUGGUUCAGUCAUUAGAAAUCUGUUUCUUUGGAUUUGAGAUGUUUUCAUCUUUGACCACCCCCGCCCCGAAAAUACAUAUACUCUUGGGUGGAUAAUAUAUAGCCAGCUGAGAAGCAGGGGUGCAGGUGCUGGUGACAGGCAAGGUACUUGGGACAAAUUUUGUCUCCUUCAUGUUUUUUCCCUUAGAGCCAGCCCUUCAAGAGCACUAGCAAAGUGUGAGUUGGGAAUACUUAAUAGUAAAUAAGACUGACUUUACACAAGCUACACAUUUUCUGCUUUUCAGAAACCAACAAGUCUCUCUAGAAUUUUUUCUUCGUUCACUAAAAUUGGACGGUAGCCAAGAUAUAAAGCAAGUCGUUUGGAACCUGUCAAGUGUGCACUAAAGCUACUUUAUUAUGAGAUGUAUUGAGAAGGCUCCACCCCGCAGGAGUCCAGUGAAGGCUGGGACCACAGAGGCACAGAGUCCAGCAUUUGGCCGCUUGUGGGCCUCCUUUCUGCCUCAGAGAACUGGGGCAGGGAAGUGAUGAAGGGAAAUGUUCUUAGAAGAGGAAAUAUCCUUUGUCCUGUUUAGAGAGACCAGGGCCCUACCAUUAGGCUUACUUUAAAAAUCAACCCGGAGAAGAGCUAUCAUACUAACAACAGAGCAAGAGCUGCUGCCUGGUACCUUGUGAGUCCAUUCCUUUGAAAUCGCAUAUAAAGAAUGAUCGUUAGUUUACACACUGUGCAAUCUCAUUAUCUGAAAAUAAGGUCUGCUAAGUGUUCUCUGCUGUUGUCAGCACAUCAGGACAAUUCGUCAUUUAAAAAAAUGCAUCCUCUCAGUGCAAGUUCACAUGGGCACUUCUGCCUGUGUGUUCAAAGGCAUUUAUUGUCAGCAGUGAUCAUUAUAGCGUCACAGCGAACGAGGCUGGCUGAUUUACUUACAGGGCCUUAAUGUAAUUUUGCCCCAACAAACAGCCUCUAGGCCCUAAAAGUCGAGGCACUUCAUCAGUUUGUCUGGCACACACGACAACGUUUCUUUGGCCCUGAGCCCAACACAGUUUGUACUUCAUGAAAUAUAUUGUACAUUUUACAUAGUUUAAUUUAAAAAAUACAUUUUAAGCUGGUAGAUCUUUGACUGCCUUAUUUAUUAUAAGCUUUCAGCACAUUCCAAGGUUUUAGUUACUCAGGAAGGAGUUAAUUAAAAUGAUUUUAUUUUGGUCUGAUGGAUGUUUUUUAAAAGGAAAAUUAUUAUUAUGAACCUUCAGCCUACUUUCCUUGAGUGCCGUAAAAGUGCUUGUAAAUUGUUUUGUUUUUUUUUUUUAAGAAGAAAACAUGGUGUUUGACAUUGAUGGAAAUUCAAAAAUAUAUAUGGAACUGAAACAUUAGCUUAGCUAAAAUAAAAGCAAUCUGUGUUUGA
This is a messenger RNA of Orcinus orca (killer whale), 4459 nucleotides long. It is a transcript of the gene UST, whose product is annotated as uronyl 2-sulfotransferase. NCBI's taxonomy places the organism in Eukaryota, Metazoa, Chordata, Mammalia, Artiodactyla, Delphinidae. The record is from RefSeq and is a predicted model, not a curated record. The transcript has 8 exons. Gene Ontology annotation, cellular component: membrane. The coding region runs from base 538 to 1767 and encodes 409 amino acids. Gene Ontology annotation, molecular function: sulfotransferase activity.